Molecule: messenger RNA, 942 nt
Organism: Neohortaea acidophila
Lineage: Eukaryota; Fungi; Ascomycota; Dothideomycetes; Mycosphaerellales; Teratosphaeriaceae
Exons: 3
Coding region: 327-857 (176 amino acids)
Source: RefSeq, a predicted model, not a curated record
GGGCAAGAUAGCAACAGCUGAGACCUCCCUCCCUGUCUACAGCGGUGCACCAGAGCGCAAAGCCGUGCUACUGGGACACAUUGUGGCCACCAGAUCGACAAAUCCAGCCGUGACGGAUGCCGACAUGGAAAUCCCUACCUCUGAAUCCCCGGAUGCUGGGCACAGGGAAGAGGGCCGGACGAUCUGCAUUCACUCUCUCGCUGUGCUGCCCGAGUAUCAGAAGCGGGGGCUGGGGAAGACGCUGAUGAAGGCUUACAUUCAGCGGAUGGAGAAUGGAGGAGGAGGAAGUGGAGAUCGACGUGCUCGAGUAGUCGACCCGUGGUUGAAUGUUUGAGAGCUCCAGCGUGGCGUCGUUCCAUCCCUUUUCAUCGAAAGGAGAUGUUGUAACCGUGUCAUCCAGUCGGCAGGUACUAUCAUCCCCGACCAGAGCAUCUUCAUCAGCGCGGACAUCCGCUUCGAACUUCUACACAAUUCAGCCUGUUCGCUCUCACAGCAUCGUUCAUAUCGCAAACUUGCUACUCCAUUCUCUCGCUUUACCAUCCGUUCAAAGACACUCAAUCGAUAACUGCAGUCGCUAUGUACCGCCGCUUUUCAUUCCCGCCAGCACCCCUCUCCACCACUCCACCCGAAUCCACCUCCAGCACCAGUCCUUCCGAAUCCAUCUUCAGCCACUCCUCCUUCCCAACCUUCACCGAACGCGCAAGCAGCAUCACCUGGUCCGUCGGCGCCUAGGAGCAAUUCGACGACCUCUUCGCCGCCAUCCGCGCCGCUUGGUUCUCCGGCACGGCCGACGAGGACGAUCUUCGCUUCGCGUGGGAAGUUCUCGUCGAGAGGUUGUUGCUGGAGCAGGCGGAUGAGGAUGUGAGACUCGGUGGUGAACUAGCGUCGCGCGUUUUGGACGGGGGAAUUGCGCCUACGGUCGAGGAGGCUGUGAGGACACUA